AUGAACAGGAACGAUGCGAGCCAGUCAACUGAGGUAUUUCCGAGGCCUAGAAAAGAUCACACGAUACUGCGGCUUUCGGAAAAAGUUCGAAACCGGGAACUGAACCGUUGGUAUUGCGUAGAAACUUCUCGCUACUCCAAAAAAUGUGUCACCGUUCUUUCUGCCCUUUAAACUUCAAACCGUCCAUGAAAUCGACGUUCAUUUUUCAGGAAUUUGAAACAGUUUUACAAUGCGAGCCAAGAUUUGCAGGAUCUGCGCGAACAACUGGAGGAACUGGAGUCGUCGAACGCUUUGCGAAUGAGGACGCUCGCGGAGCAGAUGAACAGCAAUCCGGAACUGAAGACCGUUUUCCUUGAUGUCACCACAGUGUUAGUAAAUGUGACUCGUUUCUCCGUAUCUCUUCUGUUCAGGAAUGGUACUGAGACGAUAGGUCUGGAGUUUGGCAACGCCGAGAAACGCUCCGUCUGGGAACGAUCUGUCAAGGACGCGAAGGCAGCUCUGAGUGAGUUUUGAAGUCACGAUCACUCUUAGCAACUUUUUUUGAAGUUGAGCAGCAGAUAACGACUCCGAACUGUCAGCUGAAAAGCAUUAUCGCUCAUCAAACGAGACCUGGACUACAAGUAGGCCUUCUCUAUUAGAAAAAAACACUUGUAAAAAAAUUGCUAAAAUCCUCCUUCGCCGGCCCUUAACUCUAUUAAAAAAAUGUUUCAUUCUAACUCAAAAUUUUCACCGAAAAAAAUUGUAUUUACGUUUUUGAGUCAUAUUUUCCUUUUUAUAUCUUAAUGACGAAAAAAACGUGAUUUUUUUGUUGUAGAAAAGUCUGAAAUUUGACUUGGUUAAAACUUGUGCUUUUUGGGCCGGGCCGUUAGGCUGACCCUCGCACUGGCCUGCUGAAGACCUUUCUUUCAGCUGUGCGCAGCAAGCAUCGUGCCCGGCAAACGGUCAGACAGUUCGCCUUUCGUUUGGGUUUGUGCCAGCGACAAGUUCAGCGGCCAGGUGGCGGUCAUGUCAUUGGAAAACGGAGAGACGACCAUCGAAAGCUGCUCGGCCAUCGGAAACGCCGCCGUCACCGCCAUGUGCACAGUUCCGCCGCCAAAGUCAGUUCUACUCUGUUAGUCUCAUUAACUUGGCUAGCCUAGGAGAAGCAAAAAAAGGAAAAUGAGAUCAGAUCGGUUGUUUGAGACGCCGCACAAGGAAUCGGUGGCCGAACUCAACAGGUGAGUGGAAGUUGCUUCAGCUUUGCUGAACCGCAGUUUAGCAGCGGCUCAGACUCGGAUUCGUCCUGCGAUGAAGCGUCUUCCUCCAGUUCUCAGACGACUGUUUGGAUUGGCAACGACGACGGAGAGUAUGUUCAAAAAAAAAGCUUCUCGAUUCACAAGCAAAUUAAGAGUCUUCGUCGUCAACUCUACGGAGCGGGUCAGAUCGAGAGCCCGUGAACGAUUGGCUCGACUUGGAAACAGUUUGAUUUUUUCUCGCUAUACUUCGCAAGAAUCUGAGUGCAGGUGUCACCGCGAUAUGUUCUGCCGGAUCAAAUGUGUACGUGGCGACCAGUUACUCCUCUCAGAUUCAGUUCCUUGCUUUCCGACCGCAUCCAGGUUCUCUAUCUGUCAUGAAAUUGAAGUCCUUGCUGGCUCUUUAGAUAGAACAUGGGACCUUGAAAAUCCGGUCAACAUAGACCACGCCUGCACGGCUCCCAUAUCGUCCAUGGUCCACGUCGGUCAACGGCUGAUUUGUGCCAGUGGAAACACUUUGCACGCCUACUUCACAGAGGAAUCUAGCUGGCAGGUAUUUGAAUCUAAGAAAAUUUCGGCUUCUAAACCGACACCCUUUUGAAUUCAUUAUAAAUUUUGUCAUAUCGUCUCUUGAUCUCUUAUUUGCUACAUGCGAGAUUUUCUAGUUUUAAGUUAGCUUUUUAGCAAGUUAGCAAGUCAAUAUAAAGAGGCCUUCAGCAAAAAUUUUACACAUUACACAUUUAUUCAGUCUUCAGAGAAGAUUCUAAACUUAUAUAGUCAAACCUUCCCGACUUGAAAGCCGAGGGAGACGGAGAAGUUAGCGGGACGCGUAGAGUGCGCGUACGCGGUUCUUGGCACGAGUCUAAGUCGCGUGCCACCGACUAGUUAAAAAGCUCAGUUAUCGAUUGAUUCGUAUCCAAUCUACUGAUGUUUCAAUGCACAAAUGAAGAAAAUCAAUAAAAAGUUGGUAAGAAAUGAAAAGAGCCACAAACGAUCUCUCCAAAAAGUCGCUGGCGGUUGAAUUGAACUCAUGCCAAGUGCCGCAUACGCGUACUUCUCCGCCUCUGCCGUCUUUUAAGUAGGGAAAAAUCGCUAAUAGAAAGUUCAAGUUUCAUACAAAAAAAAAUGUACUUUCUUGUUAGAAACCUAUGGAAGUGCUGCCUUCUUCCGACAUUGUAAGCGUCAUGUGCGCCUCUGGAGCUUUGUUGUUUGUGUGUGGUCGCAAGUCGACAAUCGUCUACGUCAUCGACGUCUUCACGCUAACCGUCGUCAAUCACUUCAACAUAUCUUCCAUGGUUCGGUCCCAGUUAGCAGGUAAAGUAGCUAAACAACUUUCGCUACAACAAUUUCCAAACUUAGGUCGCGAAGACAUUCUGAGGGAACACAAAAUGGGAUGCUUGCGGGUGUCCUGUCUGAUGGCGGCGAGGUCACAUCUCUGGAUUGGUACCUCUGCUGGCUUCAUACUUUCCGCUCCAGUCCAUUCCGCUCGAAAACAAUUGGCUCCAGAUUUGAACGGUAUCGAACGCGAAUAUUUAUAAAACGUUCCAAAAUACCCAUAAAACGAUUAAGUUUGCGAUAUUGGACACAGUGGACCCUGCAGGAUACUACUCCCAGUGUCGGUAGCGUUUAACAGAAAGAAACGAACAUCGCUGAACGUGCCGUCGCAGCAAAACUCCCAGGUCAGAAAAAUUCGACGAGUACGAAGACGUUCAAAUCUCCAGUUGAUGGUGGUGAGUUGCGGAGAAGGACUCGACGACAAAGGCGCGACCCAAGAUCCAACGACAGACGCCGUCAACCACCUCAUCUUCUGGCGAUGCUCGUAA
Molecule: messenger RNA, 3055 nt
Organism: Caenorhabditis auriculariae
Lineage: Eukaryota; Metazoa; Nematoda; Chromadorea; Rhabditida; Rhabditidae
Source: the annotation of a GenBank genome assembly